This is a messenger RNA of Sphaerulina musiva SO2202, 2964 nucleotides long. RefSeq lists its product as uncharacterized. Lineage: Eukaryota; Fungi; Ascomycota; Dothideomycetes; Mycosphaerellales; Mycosphaerellaceae. The record is from RefSeq and is a predicted model, not a curated record. The transcript is spliced from 2 exons. Bases 30 to 1574 code for a protein of 514 amino acids.
CUUACCCCGAGUCGCCUCCGCCCUCCACGAUGAUUAAUUCCUCACCCGCAGAGUAUGUCUUCAUUCGCAUCUGCAUCGUGGGACUGGGAGCCAUCGCUCCCCUGAGUGUCGUAUGCACCGUCUACUCCCUCCUCGUUCCAUUCCUGGGCAAUGACUGGGCAUUCCCGGCAAUCCCACUGCCACUGCGAAUCUACUUCGCCGUAGAGACGUCCUUCUGGCUAGUGGUGCAAUUGCCGCUGUACCGGAUUGUACAGAACAAAGCAGACCAUCCCCCGAUACUGUCAGAGCCAGACCGGCAUCAACUCUUUGAACGCAUCACGAAAGAUGUCAGUGCGACAGAGCUCGAAAGACAUCUCAGCUGGUGGUGCAGAUGCGCCAAGAGCGACGACAUUGGGCGCGAGGCGAUCAAAGAUUGGCUGGCAUGGGCGUUCUUCGAGGGGAGGCUGCACGUGAAAGGCGCGGAAGACGAGCUGGAAGAGUACACCACGCGCUUUGAGCAAUUGCUGGGAAAGACGUUCGCACACGGCUACGGCAAGGCAAACCCGGUCCGCCUGACUCUCGACAAGAUCGAGUUACACGGGUACAGGAGUCUCACCUGGUACUUUUGCGUAGGAUUCGUGGACUUCCUGACCUUUGUCCGUCUCUGCCGCGAUGGCUAUCAUCAUCACCGCUUGCCUGUGAAGAGCUUCUUGGGCCUCUUUCCGUUUCGACCUGUGGCUCUGACCGCGCGCCACACCACGCCCGCACGACAUCUCACCUACUGGCAUCGACCUCACACUGCCAAGAACCGCUUGCCUGUGGUGUUCAUUCACGGAAUCGGGAUUGGCUUGUAUCCCUAUGUUAACUUUCUCGAUGACCUGAUCCAGCAUAUUGAGGAUGGGCACCACGAUCCAGCCGAUGGUCACGUCGGCAUUCUUGCGUUAGAGAUCAUGCCCGUCUCUUUCCGCCUGACCCACUCGGCCUUGAGCAAAGAGGAGAUGUGCAAAGAAAUCAACACGAUCCUGGAGCGACAUGGGUGGGACAAUUGCGUCUUGAUAGGACAUUCUUACGGUACCGUCAUCGCUACUCAUGUCUUGCACGAUCAAGUCCUGCAGCCGAAGAUUGCUUCGGUCCUGCUCAUCGACCCAGUCUGCUUCCUCCUACACAACCCAGACGUGGCUUACAACUUCACCGUCCGAAAGCCAACACACGCCAACGAGUGGCAACUCUGGUACUUUGCUUCACAAGAUCCUGGAGUAGCACAUACCCUGGGCCGACGCUUCUUCUGGUCAGAGAACGUGCUCUGGCUAGACGAUCUGCUUCCCCUGAUGAAGACUACCGGACUGAGGGUCACAGUCAGCUUAGCAGGCCGCGACUUGAUCGUGGACACGGAAGCGGUCGGACGAUAUCUUGUAGGCGGUAAACCUGCCAAAUAUGGAACCUUUGAAGAGGACUGGAAGUUCAAAGAGUGGAAAGGCGAGGGGCUUGAAGUCAUUUGGAACGAAGAUCAAGAUCAUGCCCAAGUUUUCGAUUCCAAGUCGAAGCGAGCGAAGCUUGUAGCGGUUGUGAGAAAGUAUUGUGAGAUUACUAGAUGAGCGACAGGACAGGGCGGGUAACAAUUGGUACAACAGGACGCUACGUUUGGACUGGAUAGACAAGAUAUAUUUUAAAUACCUAGAUGCAUGAACGAAGAGCCUUUGCUCACGAAAUCGGUGGCAAACACGUGCAAGGCUCUCAGCCGAUCUAGUUUGUGUCUACUGCAUUCACUGUCUUCUUCGCCUUCAUCUGCCUGUCCAUCAAUCACGGUUCAAGCAAAUCCAAUAGAUCCAAACUUGCACCGUGCUAGCGCGUCUUGACAGCCUUUCUGAGUGACCGGGAAGCCGGUACGAUGCGUCUGCUGAUAUGAGCGAUGCAAAUCAUGAAGUUAGGUACUAUUGCUUCAAACAGCGCUCGUUCCCGUCUAGGAUGCGGAUGCUAGGCUUUUGCCAAGCUUCAUCAUUUCAACUUCACUCAUUUGGUAAGACAAGUUCAUGGCUUCGGCCGCUGAGCCCAGCUUGCCGCCUUGUGGUGUCUCAUGGUCCUCACAGCAUUGCAGCAGUGCGAGGAAUUCAUCCUUGAACCCUUGAAGUUCUCAGGGAGUUGCCUCCUUUUGUGGCCGACUUGGAAAAAGUAUGCAUCUGCUUCUGGCGCUGAACGUGCGAAUUGCUCUGACGCCAAAGUCUGUCGCGUGUUCAACAGCUGCGGUGGCAGUAGGACUGCCCGAGAAGAUGCUACAGCUAUCUGUCGUGUCGUUCGAUGAAGUGGUCGCCUGGGAAUGAAGUCUGCCAUAUUGCUAGAGCACGCCGUCUCGGGAAGGUCAGUAUUGCGCUCCACCCACCGUGCUCUGAAGUCGGCACGAGCAGAUGUCAGAGUGAUGGCUGGAGUCUUCAAUCUCGAUCACGGCCAAUUUCCCCUCCGCCAUGCUCACGCUGGUACUCGAGCUUUUUCUCCUCUUGCUUGCGCCAGUGGCUGCCUUCUUCGUAGUCUUUGCCAAUGCCGAGCGCCUUGCGCAGCUUCUCACUCUCGUCAAUCUUUGCACGCGCGAGCUCAUGGACCUGGUGCGACUUGAGGCCCUUUGCAUUCGGUCCACGACCAUUCUGCUCCUUUCCUAGCUUCUUUCGCAGAGCAUCGCACUGGUCAUCAAUCUCGUCCUCAUCGACACCUUCGUCUUCCAGCUUGUCCCGUAGCUGGAAGACCUUGACUUCAAUCUCGCGCUUCUGCUCGUGCUCCAGUAUUUCCUUGUCUGGCUGGCGUUGGCGAUGGCGGAUGGAGUCGAUGUCGGUGGGAUAUGGCUUCACAUCGUCGCGUGGGCGGAGGUUGGCUGAGUUACGCUGGACGAAGCCGGACGUGCCUGAGCCCCGUGGGGUGCUGAGACCGACGUUGGAAGACAUGCUGAAGUGCAGAGAGGUGUCGGUGGCGCUGGUGUCGGAGUUUAGAGCAUUCCAC